CAAAAGUCGAAUCAGAUGCUUCCGGAGAUGCCAGUCCCCAAGGGCCGCGACCCAAUUUGGUCUUGUUCAUGCCCGACCAACUAAGGUUCGACUCACUGGGACACACGGGUAAUCCCGUCAUCAAGACGCCGAGAAUGGACCAAUUCGCCAGGGAAGGCACUCGGUUCACCAACUGCUUUACCCAAGCGAGCGUUUGUACACAGUCUAGAUGCUCGAUGUUCACCGGUCAAUAUAUCCAUACGUCGGCACAUCGAUCAUUGGAUUUCCUUCUCCAAGCACAUGAGGAGAACAUGUUCAAAACCCUCAAGAACGAUGGAUAUCAUAUCGCUUAUCUUGGUCCUCGAGGCGACACCUUUGCGCCAGGCGUCACCGAGAUGUCCGUGCACGAGCACGGAUGGAUCGAGAACCCGCCCAAUUGGCCUCCCGCCUACCAAGGCAAGAAGUCCGGCAUCAGCGAAGCUGAAAAGAUCGCCAACGCCACCAUCGACGAGAGGACGUUCUAUCGAGGCAUCCUAGAUCCGGACGAAGAGUUCGACUACGACCACGCCGUCGUCUCGUCGGCGAUCGAAUGGUUGAAGAGUUCCCCUCCGGAACCGUUCGUCCUGUUCAUGCCGCUGGUUUAUCCUCAUCCGCCCUUCCAGGUGGCCGAGGAGUUUUACCGGAUGUAUCAGGGUGUGGAUCUACCACCGAGGAUCAGACUCGAACAGCGAUCCGGACACGAACCCAAGUACCGUCAGGCAAUCAGGAACGAGCACAAGUUGGACCGGGCCACCGAAGAGGAUUGGGACAAGAUCAAGGCGACCUAUUACGGAAUGAUCACCCGGCUAGACACCCAAUUCGGGGAUAUCAUCGACACCCUCAAGGAUCUCGAUGAAGGUAAAAUGUGGGACAGGACGUAUACCAUGAUGUUCACCGAUCAUGGUGAAUACCUGGGAGACUUUGGGAUGAUCGAGAAAUGGCCCAGCGGUCUGAGCCAGCAGCUGGUACAAGAACCUUUGAUCAUAGUCGGACCUGGGCUACCUCAAGGCCAAGUCAAUGAAUCCGUCUGCGAGAUGGUCGAUCUCCUCCCGACCGUCUUUGAACUGCUUGGCGUGCCAGAAUCCUUCCCUCAUAGUGGUAAAUCGCUGGUCCCCACCAUCAAGGAAGAACGUGCGGAACAUAAACGUUAUGCGUUCUCGGAGGGUGGAUUCCUCGUCAAGGAGGAACCUCUGUUCGAGUGGGCGAGUUUCCCGUAUGAUCGGAAGGCUGGGUUGCAACACGAAGACCCGGCGUUGGUCGGACGGGCAAUCGCCUGCCGGGACAAGGAGUGGACCUACAUCUACCGCCUCUAUGAAGAUCACGAGCUUUACGACCGGGUCAACGACCCGACCGAGAUCCACAAUCUCGCUGCUGACAAGGCCUACGAAACGAUCGCCAUGCGAUUCAGGGAAGCGAUCCUGAAGUGGAUGGUCGAGACCUCCGAUUACCUUCCUUGGCGCAAAGACCCCAGGUUCCCCAAGGUUGAGCUCGAGUCGACCAAGGAUCAGAUCGAGAGACGCAAGCAGGAAAACAUCGGUUUGGGCAAAGGAGAUGGUGGCAAGUUCAACCAUUGA
Molecule: messenger RNA, 1592 nt
Organism: Filobasidium floriforme
Lineage: Eukaryota; Fungi; Basidiomycota; Tremellomycetes; Filobasidiales; Filobasidiaceae
Product: putative arylsulfatase
Exons: 10
Coding region: 69-1592 (507 amino acids)
Molecular function (GO): iduronate-2-sulfatase activity
Source: RefSeq, a predicted model, not a curated record